Trichomycterus rosablanca is the source of this 1730-nucleotide messenger RNA. RefSeq names its product serine/threonine-protein kinase pim-1-like. The coding region runs from base 26 to 1162 and encodes 378 amino acids. The transcript is spliced from 12 exons. Gene Ontology annotation, molecular function: ATP binding; protein serine/threonine kinase activity. The record is from RefSeq and is a predicted model, not a curated record. Gene Ontology annotation, cellular component: cytoplasm. Gene Ontology annotation, biological process: negative regulation of apoptotic process; regulation of mitotic cell cycle; protein autophosphorylation. Lineage: Eukaryota; Metazoa; Chordata; Actinopteri; Siluriformes; Trichomycteridae.
GGCUUGGAUCAGAACCAUUCAGAACAUGGUUGCUAACACAGAUGGUGACCGAACAGACGACUCCAUCACUUCCCGAUCAGAUGAGGUGGUGGAUUUGAGCCCAGAACAGGAAGGAUCCAGUAGCUCCUCUAAAUCACGUGGAUCACAACACACACAGAGAGACUCGCUACGUCCACGAUCCGCUUCUGGAACUUCAGUCGAGAGCGUUAAAGCUACAGUUGGAGGGACCUCACACAUUGAAGAGAGCCCGGAGGAACUGAGCACCAGCACUUCCUCCAGCGACUCCAUCCACACAGCUGGUGAUGAGAGCACGACUACAGGAAAGCACUCGGUCCAGAGAGGCAGAGCUCCAUCCAAAGAGUGCUUCAAUAGCCGGUACAGAGUGGGAAAGCUUCUGGGGAAAGGAGGCUGCGGUUCUGUGUUUGCAGGACUUCGUGAGGCCGAUGGAAAACAGGUUGCUAUUAAGGUUGUGCUGAAGAGUGGCUGUGACAGAUUCAUCACCAUUCUUGGCGAGAAGAACGCUCUCCCUGUAGAGGUGGCGUUGAUGCUGAUGGUGUCCGAGCCACCUCGCUGUAAAUACGUCCUGGAGCUCCUGGAAUGGUUCGACAUGCCCGAGUGCUACGUCUUGAUCCUGGAGCGACCCGCCCGCUGCAUGGACCUCUACGAAUACCGAAGGAACGGCUCGCUUCCCGAAUGUCUGGCUCAGAUGAUCAUGUGGCAGGUGGUUCUCGCCGCCUGUCACUGCCGUAAUCGCGGGGUUCUCCAUCGGGAUAUCAAGGAGCAGAACCUUCUGGUCAGUUUCCACACCUUAGAGGUCAAGCUCAUAGACUUUGGCUGUGGGGACUUGCUGAAGUCGACCCCCUACAGACGUUUUGCAGGCACCAUGCUAUACGCCCCACCUGAAUGGAUCGAGGAAGGUAAGUAUCACGGUUGCGCUGCAACGGUGUGGAGCCUGGGCGUCCUUUUGUUUGUUCUAGUGUGUGGAGAGCUGCCAUUCUGGAACGAGAGGGAGAUCGCUGCUGGACACCUGAUCUUCAAAGCUGGUGUGUCUAAGGCCUGUCGUCAUCUGAUCAGACGCUGCCUGGCGAAGGAUCCGAAUAAGAGACCCAGCCUCGAGAUGAUCCUGGAGCACCACUGGUUUCCAGAGAUCCUUAGGAACUAAGUCCAGGCACCUGCACGGGUUUGUAGCAGACAAAUCAUGGUUAUCUGAGAGCAUGAUCACCAGAAAACACAACAGGUGUGAUUUGGAGAUCAGCAACAUUUUGUGGAUCAGCUUGAUGAGUCAGUCGACUGAAUAAUACUGAAGUUUUUCAAGCUGCUUUUCAUCCGUUUCCCCCCUCAGAUAAUUAUUAGCUUAACAUCCCCUUAACACAUGAGGGAAAUCAAUCUCACAUUAUGUUUUCACCACCACAGCACAGGUCUGCUACAAGAACACAUCCAGAGGUUUCUAGCUGAGGUUCAGAUCACCUCCAUUCCUCAGCACCGUGUAAAUACCACGCUGGAUCAGAAAGAAAGCCCCAUCAAUGAACGAGUCUAACCUACUGGAAGAAGCAACCAGAUCAGAUUUGGGCCCAAGCACCCUGAUACCCGGCAGAAGAUGAAACGUCCCUGAGUCACCACAACAAUCUACGAUCAAUGACCACGUCUGUCGUCCUGAAAGCACUUUGACCUUCUCUGUGGUGGUGUAUGAGACAAGAGAUGAAACAAAAUCAAUAAAAUAUUGAAUAAAA